Molecule: messenger RNA, 2312 nt
Organism: Adineta steineri
Lineage: Eukaryota; Metazoa; Rotifera; Eurotatoria; Adinetida; Adinetidae
Source: the annotation of a GenBank genome assembly
AUGCAUAUCUUAACUUACUGCGGAUUUAUACUUGUUAUCAGCUCUCUCUGCAUCGCCGCCUCCGCUAAAUCAGCCAAUACAUGUGGUUACGAUGCAUGUAACCCAGGAGAUCCUAACAAACUAAACGUUCACAUUGUUGCUCAUACACAUGAUGAUGUUGGAUGGCUCAAGACAGUUGAUCAAUAUUAUUAUGGAGCUCGUAAUGAUAUUCAAUAUGCCGGAGUACAACAUAUACUUGAUUCAGUCAUUCAUGCACUUGAUGAAAAUCCAGAUCGACGUUUCAUGUAUGUUGAAAUAGGAUUUUUCUGGCGUUGGUGGAAUCAACAAACUGAUGACAUUCGUAAUAAAGUCAAACAGUUUGUCAAUCAAGGUCGUCUGGAAUUCAUCUCUGGUGGUUGGUGUAUGAAUGAUGAAGCAUCAACGCAUUAUAACUCUAUCAUUGAUCAGCAUACACUAGGUGCUGAGUUUCUUCAUGAACAAUUUGGUGAAUGUGGUCGACCAAAAGUUGGUUGGCAAAUUGAUCCAUUUGGUCAUUCUCGUGAGCAAGCUUCACUUUUUGCACAAAUGGGGUUUGAUGGUUUAUUUUUUGGUCGUGCUGAUUAUGAAGAUAUUCAAACACGUAAUCGAACGAAAACUAGAGAAAUGGUAUGGAAAGGAAGUGCUAACUUAGGUGAACAAAGUUGGUUAUUCACUGGUAUUUUACCUAAUAGAUAUAGUGCACCAAAUUCAUUCUGUUUUGAUUUUAGUUGUGGGGAUCAACCUAUAAUGGAUGAUAAUCAUCUAUAUGAUCAGAAUGUUCAAGAACGUGUUCAAGCAUUUCUUCAAGCUGCUCGUGACGAGGCAGCAGGGUAUGCUACUAAUCAUAUCAUUAUGACUUUCGGUGAUGAUUUUAAUUUCGAAAAUGCUGAUGAAUAUUUCAAAAACUUGGAUAAACUGAUCAAGUAUGUUAAUGCUCAGCAAGCAAAUGGUAGCAAUGUUAAUGUUUUCUAUUCCACACCAUCAUGUUAUUUAUAUGCUUUGAACAAAGCAGAUCGCUCAUGGAAAUCGAAAACUGACGACUUUUUUCCAUAUGCACAUCAUCCACAUGGAUUUUGGACUGGCUAUUUUUCAUCACGAGCUGCUUUUAAACGUUAUGAACGUCAUGCUAAUAAUAUUUUACAAGUGACACGACAUCUCAAUGCAUUUGCUAAUACGAAUGCACGCAAUACUCUCUUUCCCUUAAGUGAAGCCAUGGGUGUUGCUCAACAUCAUGAUGCCGUUAGUGGUACAGAAAAACAAGCAGUUGCUUUUGAUUAUGCACAACGAUUAUCUGAAGGCAUCCAAGCAGCAGAGGGUAUCAUCAAUCAAGCAUAUGCUAAACUUUUACCUAAAGAUAGUCAAUCACCACCCAUACAAUUUCAAUUUCUCUGUCAAUUAUCAAAUAUAAGUCAAUGUUUGGGUAUUGAAGGUCAAGAACGCUUUACAGUCACAUUAUGGAAUCCACUUAUUCAUCAAGUCACACAACAUAUUCGGGUACCUGUCAGAACAGAUUAUACAGUUCGUGAUCCAACAGGAGUAACUCUUUUUACAGAACUUGUUCCAAUAUCACAAGCAGUACAAAAUAUUCCCGGUCGUACAAGUCUAACACAAAAACAAAUUAUCUUUAAAGUUACAUUACCAGCUCUUGGUUUCAAUACUUAUUAUUUUGAAAAGAAACCUGAUCAAGAAAGGAAUGAAAAAUCUAGUGUUAAAAUCACACAUAAUGAAGAAUGUACUUUAAAAAAUCAACAUCUCCGAGUGCAUUUUGAUGAUCAAGGUAAUCUACAUCAAAUUGUUAAUUUAGAUAAGAAUACUGGUGUACAAUUUAAGAGUCAAGGCUUUUAUUGGUAUCAAGCUUUUACUGGUAAUAAUUCUCGGCCAGAGUUUCAAGCAUCAGGUGCUUAUAUUUUUCGCCCACUUUCAUCUGAUUCACAACCAGUCAGUACUACACGAUCAAUAACAUGUAUAAAAGCAGAAAGUGUUCAAACAGCAAUAAUCACUUUUAAUAAUUGGGCAAGUCAAGAAAUCAGCUUGUAUGAUGGUGGUGAACAUGUUGAAGUUGAAUGGACAGUUGGACCCAUUCCCAUUAAUGAUAAUAUCGGCAAAGAAAUAAUUCUUCGAUAUGACACUGAUAUUCAAAGUCAAUCGAAAUAUUAUACUGAUGCUAAUGGUCGUGAAGUGCUUGAACGAAAAAGAGAUUAUCGACCAACAUGGAACUAUACAGCUGUUGAAACAGUGAGUGGAAACUAUUAUCCAGUGAAUAGUCGAAUAUGGAUAAAAGAUGAAGAUCAACA